GUGCUGAGUGUACAGUAUGAGAAGACAUAACAGGUACGACUUCUCGGCGACUGGACAAUUUCACUUUCUGACAGCGCUUGCAGGACAUCAUAUUUAAAGUAGUUCAAUUAUCAAAGAAAAACCUCUGACGUUCGCCCGACUAUUAUUCCUUUGUGGGUGUUUCUGAACGGUGUGAACUAUUUUAGGAUACUGACAUGUUCAUAAGCAGAAUGGAUAACGGUAUCUUCGUCGGAGUACUAUAACCAAUGGAAAAAGACCGGCACUUGCCGUCUGAUGUUAGUUUUACAGCUGAGCUCCAACACUCACUGAUCUGGAUACAUCUUGUUUUACAUUAUCGAGUGUGAAAUAUUAAUCAAUGGAAUCAAUCGGGAAGUUUGAGUUCAACAGGAAAGAUCUGAUUGGUCAUGGUGCCUUUGCGGUGGUGUUCAAAGGCAGACAUAAAGAGAAACAUGAUUUGGAAGUAGCUGUCAAGUGCAUCAACAAGAAAAACUUGUCCAAAUCACAAGCUCUUUUGGGAAAAGAGAUAAAGAUACUAAAGGAACUGAAACAUAAGAACAUUGUUGGACUUCUUGACUUUCAGGAAAUGGGAGGCUGUGUGUAUUUGGUCAUGGAGUACUGCAAUGGAGGGGACCUGGCAGAAUACCUACACUCUAAGGGCACGUUGAGUGAGGACACCAUCCGGGGUUUCCUGCAGCAGAUCGCAGGGGCCAUGAGGAUUCUGAGGAUCAAGGGUAUCUUACACAGAGACCUCAAGCCCCAGAACAUUCUGCUCUGUCACCCUGAGGGGCGCAGGUCCAGCCCCAACAACACCUGCAUUAAGAUAGCUGACUUUGGAUUUGCUCGUCACCUCCAAACGAACACUAUGGCCGCCACGCUUUGUGGCUCUCCUAUGUACAUGGCUCCUGAGGUGAUCAUGUCACAGAACUAUGAUGCCAAAGCCGACCUGUGGAGCAUCGGAACUAUCAUCUACCAGUGUCUGACUGGCAAGGCCCCGUUCCAGGCCAACAGCCCCCAGGAGCUGCGUCUCUUCUACGAGAGGAACAGGACCAUCCUGCCCAGCAUCCCUCGGGAGACGUCCAGUCAUCUGAGACACCUCCUCCUGGGUUUGCUGCAGAGGAACCAUAAAGACCGCAUGGACUUUGAUGCAUUUUUUCACCACCCUUUUUUGGAGUCGAGUUCAACCGCAAAAAAAUCGGCCCCGGUGCCCAUGCCAGCCUACCGCAGCUCCGGCGCCUGCUCUGGAAGCUCAUCCAGCGGCUCCUCCAACUCCCACCUCGCCUCCCCUCAACAUUCCAAUGAAGAGAUGCAGAGGAUCCAGGCUAAAGUCCCACCUUCGCCGACCCGGGAUGCACCUGGCUUCCAGGUGAAGGCCACGGCCAAUCACAACAGCGGGAUUGCCUCGUUUGACACGGAGGACUUCGUCAUGGUGCCUGCCCAGUUCCCCAGUGAGAUCACAUGUGACAGGGGAGAUGGGUCACCUGCCCAGGGCAGCAUGGUGUACAACGCCUGUUCCCUGCUGGCUGCCGAGGCUUUGGGGAGUUUGGGCAGGACUCCCCCGCCCUCCCCAUCCUCACGCUGCCCCCCUAAUCCUCUUAGCCAACCUGCUGAGUUCACUGGGAGCAGCUACAGCCAGUCUGUGCCGGUUCCUGUCCCCACACAGAUACACAACUACCAGCGCAUGGAGCAGAACCUGCACCCUGCCGGCCUGCAUGGGUCAACCAGAGCCACUCUGUGCUGUGUCGGUAGUGGCGGAGGUGGCGGCGGUCCAGGUUGUGAUCGACCCUCGGGCCCCGCCCUGACGCCGGGCUCCCGCAGGCUGUCAGCUGACGGCGUGGGGCCCCAGCCUCCCUGCCCGCGAGUGGGUAGCGCCCCGAGAAGCCCGGAUCAGACUGGACCUCUGAGCACCAGGACAGGCCAGCUCUCAGGCUCCCCAGGCCCUGAACACAGCCCUGCCUGUGUGUACAAGCUCCGGAGGAGAAGAUCAGACGCCAUUGCACCUGGCUCCCUGAGCUCCAAGUCUGCAUCUCCAUUAGAGAGGCCCCCCAGCUGUCAGACCCUGACCCCAGGGCCCCUGGCCUCUCCGCAGGGCUCUCCUCUGAGGCCUGCACACACGGUCCCGGACCUGAAGACUCUGGGCUUGUCCCCUGGCAGCCAGCCCAGCCACAUCAGCCGCAACACAGGGAAGAGGAAGGGCUCCUUCAAAAGGUCACUGAGUACAGGUCGUCUGUCUGACAUGCUGCUGAAGGCUGCUUUCGGAGCCCAGCUACUGGAGGGAGGGAGUGAUGACAGCCUGAACUCUGAGAAGCCCAUGGACACAGCAGCGCCACCUAGUGUUCCGGGUGCAGUAGUGUUCACUGUAGGAUCUCCAUGCAGAGAAAACACCUCACCGAACGCCACUUACACCAGGAGACUCGCAGGGGGCCUGCUACAGUCCCAUCAGCUCAGUAGCCGUCUGCUCCAGAGAGGAGCCCCCAGAGAGAGGGACGCUCCCCACCAGCGACCCCUCUCCGACCCCAUGGCUGUCUCCCCUCACAGCUGCACCACCUUUGACCCUCCGGAGCUACCAGAGGAGACACUAAUGGGGAUGGAUCACACGGAUGGUCUGAGCAACCUGCACUUUACCCUGGCUUUCGUCCACUGUGUCAUGGAGAUCGCCUGCUCCAAAGACCCAGCGCUGGAGGCCAGUGACACCCCAGAUGUCUCCUUCCUACAGCAGAGCCUGCUGGCCGAUCAGAUCAGCAUUCUGAGCCGAGAGUGGAGCUAUGCAGAGCAGCUGUUGCUGUACAUGAAGGCUGCGGAGUACCUGUCAUCUGCGUUGCACUCUGCCAUGGAGGACAUUCGACAGGGUCGACUCUUCCCCUCCUCCACAGUCAAGCAAGUGGUGAGGCAGCUGAACGAGCUGUACAAGAGCAGCGUGACUUCCUGUCGCUCGCUCAGCAGCCGUCUCCAUGGUUUCCUGCUCAACAAGCAGAGGCUGAUGGACUGCCUCAGCAACCUCACAGCGGAGAAGCUCAUCUACAGUCACACCAUGCACAUGGUCCAGUCUGCAGCGUUAGAUGAGAUGUUCCAUCACGGACAAGCGUCCAUCCAGCGCUACCACAAAGCCCUUCUGCUCAUGGAGGGCCUGUCCCUGGUCAUCACGGAGCAGGCAGACAUCGAAAACAUCAGCAAAUGCAAGCAGUGCAUAGAACGUCGCCUGUCCGCUCUGCAGACUACGCAGUGUGCAUGAGCUCCACCACUGCAACCAGUGUGCGAAUUACGGGUGGGGUUUUGAGGGGUCUGACCCCCCUAAUUGAGACUUGCCCCCCCCCCAAAGAGCUAAAAGCAACAGGUCGGGGGGGUCGAUACAUGCCCUGGAGAAGAAGUUGACCCCCCCGAUUGUCAUUGUAUAAUUCGCACUCUGAGUGCAACCACAUUAUAAGCUGCAAGCACCGUCUCUCUUGAAUGAUGACAGGACCCCCCCCCCCCCCCACCACCCUCAGAAUGUUGAUACACAGAAGCACUUUGAACAAAGCAUGUUCCGGAACUACUUGAUCACUGUCACGGCCGAUCUCUACCCAAGGAUCAUGUCAUUGUGACUAUAGAGAGCAGGAGAAGUGGUCCGUUUCAUUACUUGAUCUUGUCGGGUUCCUACGGGAUGACAGUUGUUUUGUGCAUGUUUGUGAAUAUGCUUUGGUAUGGUUUGCAGAGGCCUGACGUGAGUUUAUGGUUUAUGUUCAUAAACCAUAUAUAUAUCAUAUGUAUCAGACACUUGUAAGGUGCUUAUCAGAGAAGGUCAUUGUCUUCUCAAAUUAACUUGUUUGUUGUUCUACUUGAACAGAGUCCUAACCGAAUGUCCACUCUAUUUUCCCUGGGUGAUUGUGAGUGAAUGUGAGACCAAGUAUUGCCAAUGUGUAGCAAAAAGAACAAACAUUAUUACUAUGCCUGUGUUUUAUAUCAAUUGUAUUUCUUAUUAAAGUUUGUGAUUUGACACCAGU
This is a messenger RNA of Osmerus eperlanus (European smelt), 3977 nucleotides long. RefSeq names its product unc-51 like autophagy activating kinase 1a (gene ulk1a). The transcript is spliced from 27 exons. NCBI's taxonomy places the organism in Eukaryota, Metazoa, Chordata, Actinopteri, Osmeriformes, Osmeridae. Gene Ontology annotation, cellular component: phagophore assembly site; autophagosome; phagophore assembly site membrane. The coding region runs from base 356 to 3229 and encodes 957 amino acids. Gene Ontology annotation, biological process: autophagy of mitochondrion; protein autophosphorylation; autophagosome assembly. The record is from RefSeq and is a predicted model, not a curated record. Gene Ontology annotation, molecular function: ATP binding; protein serine/threonine kinase activity.